Molecule: messenger RNA, 1702 nt
Organism: Porites evermanni
Lineage: Eukaryota; Metazoa; Cnidaria; Anthozoa; Scleractinia; Poritidae
Source: the annotation of a GenBank genome assembly
AUGACACUCCUUGGUGUUGCUGAAUUAACCUCAAAUGGAACCCAGUCCGUGUUUUAUUGCCCAAACAGACCAAUGUUGACAUGGGUUUUAAGUGACACGACCACAUUUUACAUUGCAUCGAUCACUACGUCUAUUGCUUCUCCUCUGACCAUUUUCUUAAACAUCGUAGUGGUGAUAGCCGUAUGGAAAACACGAGAGUUACAAACAAACUCCAACAUUUUGUUGGCCAGCAUGGCGGGAGCAGAUUUUUUAGUCGGAGCUGUAUCGAUGCCUUUAUGCAUUAGCUUGGACGUUUUACUCAUUCGUAAAGAAGUGAGCCAAGCGAUCUGUAAAAUUACUUUUGCAAAUCAGCUGGUGCUGUACGGUGCAGUUUUUUCGACUUUAUAUCAUCUGACAGUGAUUGCAUGGGAGAGGUACCUAGCUGUUGCAAAGUGGAAUCAGUACCAUGUAUUUAUCCGAAGAGCUCGUAUCAAGAAAUUGAUUGCAAUCGCAUGGAUCAUGGCAGUAUUGACCACGGCGCCUGUGCGUAUUCUUAAAGCUGCUGGUGUACAUAACAUCUUAGUAGAGGUCUUUUACGUUGUCUUUUGUUUACCGGCGUUGGUGUGCGUGUUCCUUAUAGGAUAUUUUUACAUCAGAGUUUAUCAAGAAGUGCGAAAGCUGGAACGAAGGGAAGACUCUAUUCGCCGCGCGCGGGUAAGGAUGAGGCACGAGGAUGGCAUUGCCAAAAGGACAUUAGCCAUAACAGUUGUCUCUUUCGUCUAUUUUAUCCCAUUGGUUAUCGUUCUUCUCUUUGGAAAAGUUGUGCCCUUUCUUCGUACAAGCUCCUCUUUCCGAUGGUCAGAGCUGGUUAUUCAACUCAACUCUCUUAUAAACCCUAUUUUGUACUGCUUCGUCCUAAACAAAAAUUUCAGGAAUGUGGUUUUACGAAUGAUGAAGAUUAAGAAGACCGUCGCUGUGGAUGUUACCACCGAGCGACUCAGUUCAAGACCAGCCGGUCGUCUAUCCCUGCAGUUGCUGAGUGUGCAAAAUUUCAACGAGGAGCAACGACGAAUAGGUCUCAUCUCGAAGGCUGAGUCGCAGGAUUUUUCUGCGGUUGUACCCGCUAAUGUNUCUUAUAAACCCUAUUUUGUACUGCUUCGUCCUAAACAAAAAUUUCAGGAAUGUGGUUUUACGAAUGAUGAAGAUUAAGAAGACCGUCGCUGUGGAUGUUACCACCGAGCGACUCAGUUCAAGACCAGCCGAUCGUCUAUCCCUGCAGUUGCUGAGUGUGCAAAAUUUCAACGAGGAGCAACGACGAAUUGGUCUCAUCUCGAAGGCUGAGUGGCAAGAUUUCUCUGCGGUUGUUUCCGCUAAUGUCGUCAACCAAACUGCUGAAAGCCGUCUUAUCAAUAACAAACAGCCAGUGGCUGAAAACAAUCCCGUUGCUUCACCGUCUGAAGUAAUUGUCGAGGUACAUGAACCUUCCGCCACUCUCUCUGGAGCCCCUCGAGAAGAGAGUCAAGAGACUGUUCAGGGAAAGAGCGCGGGCUCAUUUCCCGAACAGCGGCUGGUAAUCAAGCCUAGAACCCAGCCGCCUAACCGCCAAGGAAGAAAACACAGGCGAAUCAAACCAGGUGAUCUCCAGACUUUUCAAACAACUGCGACUCCAAUAUAUCAACCGGAAAACAAGUACAAUGUGCACCUUCCACACCAUGUCAAGUAG